Parasteatoda tepidariorum (common house spider) is the source of this 1062-nucleotide messenger RNA. RefSeq names its product Late endosomal/lysosomal adaptor, MAPK and MTOR activator 2 (gene Lamtor2). Gene Ontology annotation, biological process: positive regulation of TOR signaling. The record is from RefSeq and is a predicted model, not a curated record. Gene Ontology annotation, molecular function: guanyl-nucleotide exchange factor activity; molecular adaptor activity. Lineage: Eukaryota; Metazoa; Arthropoda; Arachnida; Araneae; Theridiidae.
ACUAUUAAACAGAGAAGGAACCUUAUUAGCUUAUUCUGGUUAUGCUGGAAAAGAUGCAAAACUCACUGCUGCAAUCACAAGUAACAUAUGGAUGACGUACGAAAAAAGCGGAUGCACUGCCUUUAAUUCGGAAGCUUUGAAGUUUAUUAUUAUCGAUUGUGAGGAUGGCUAUGUUGCAGUUACAAGUGUGGCAAAUUUAUUGCUUUGCCUCCAAGCUGAUACAUCAGUAGAUCUUGGAAUACUCAAGGCCAAAGCCGAAGCAUUAGCAAAAUACCUAGAAGUUCCAUUAAAUCAAGUUUCUUCAUCUGUGUAAAAAAAAUUUAUAAUUUAAAUGCAAAGAUUUUUAUUUUGUCUUAGGUGGAAUUUUAAAUCUAUUUAAAAGUAAACCUUUUUAAGUAAUAUAUUUUAUUUUCCAUUUUCAUUGUCUGAUUAAUAUUUAAUAAAGGUCAGAAUAAGUUCUUAAUUUGUUAUAUUUUUUAAUAGUGUAAAUAAGUAUGAAAAUCUUAAUAUAUAGAAAUUAUAUCUCAUGUUACAAACUAUUUUAAUAAAAUACUUGUAAUAAAAUUGUUACAAAAUAUUAAAUUAAGCAAAAUCUUUAUUUUUUUCACUUUAACUUUUUCUAAUUAUUUGUGUCAUUGCUUUUGAAGUAGAGUUUUGGAAGUUGACUGUUUCGAAAUGUAUAUUGAAAUGUAAAAUAGCACUGACAAUUAUCGCAAACAAUGCUCAGCUACUGAUCACCCCUUUUAGUAUAAAACUAUUUCGUUGUUGAAUUGUUUAGUAUUCAAUUCAUAAAUUGGAAUAAUUACUGUUAAUUUCAAGUAAAAUGAACAUACUUUGAUAUUUUAAAUUUUACUUUCUAAGCAUUAAGAUUUUGGAAAUUGUACGUAUAAUUUUGUUAUUUUAAUAUUGUUUUUUUAUCAAGUCUUCUUGUUUUGCUCUUUUGAAUGGUUUAAACGCUGUAAAUAAAAAUAAAUGUUUUGAUCCUUUGUAAUAUGUAGUUUUUACUUUUGUAUUUAGUUAUUCGAGUUGUAUAAUAAAUCAAGAUGUUAUAAUAUUGCGAAA